ACACAUACACAUUCAUACCUACACACACACACACACUGCAUCUGCUGCCACUGAGAGACUCCCCUGCUGCAGAGAAGGCAAAUGAAUGAUCCAAAAGCCCAUUUACAUUCCACAGGUCGGAUAAAGUGCUGCUGUGACUGCCCACUGCCUCUCGGCUCCAACCUGAUUAAACUUGCAUCCUAGCACUUGUAUUCCGGCAGCUGCCCCACUCACAGCACUCCAGGAAUUCUCUGCCACUGCCGCAAAAAAACUAUGAGAAACUGAUGAGGAUCAGAGCUGCCUGCUGCUAUUUGGAUCUGUAAGUCAGAGCAGCAGCAAUGUCCAAGCCAUCACGUUUGGCCAGGCCCUUGCCGUCUCAUGUACCCUCUAAGCCGCCUAUGAAUAGGAAAGAAGAUUUUAGCAACCGAGGAAGGAAAAGCAGCUUAGGAGAGAAGAUUCUGCGAGCAGGCAGCGAAGGGAACCUGACUAGGCAGCAAGGGCAGGCAGCCCAAAUAGCCAGCAGGCAAGCCGGCUCCAGCAGCAGCACCAAAGGCCAAUCAAAACAUAUUCAAGGCUCAUCCCUGGAAAAUAUAGAAUUUCAUCAGUCAAAAGAGAAUCUUACUAAUGGGAACAGUCACAUUCCACAAAAAUCUGGGCGGAAUAUUCCAAGGAGACAUACUGUAGGGGGCCCUCGAAGUUCUAAAGAGAUUUUAGGAAUGCAGACAUCGGAAAUGGACAGGAAAAGAGAGGCUUUUCUAGAACACCUCAAAUACAAAUAUCCUCAUCAUGCGACUGCAAUUAUGGGCCACCAGGAACGGCUGAGAGAUCAGGCCGUGCAGUGCAUGUUGGCCACACUUCAUUCUGAACUUGACAUUCAAAGGUACUUGAUGAAAAUUGAAUCCUCUCAGAGAACAAAAAGUCCGAAGCUGUCUUCAAGCCCACAGCCGAGCGUAGGAGACCCGGCAGAACAUCUGUCAGAGGCGUCUGCUGAUUCCGGAGACAUGAUGUUCGAAGCGGAUUCGGCAGUGCCGUUUGUCCGAGGCAGUCGCACAAGAGCCAGCCUUCCGGUGGUCAGAUCCACAAAUCAAACGAAAGAGAGAUCACUUGGUACGCUCUUCCUACAGUAUGGCGACGAUACCAAGAAAAUGCAGAUGCCCAAUGAAAUCACAAGCGUAGACACGAUCCGUGCCCUGUUCGUAAGUGCCUUCCCCCAGCAACUGACAAUGAAGAUCCUGGAAUCGCCCAGCACAGCCAUUUAUAUUAAGGAUGAGGGCCGAAAUGUCUAUUAUGAGCUCAGCGAUGUCAGGAACAUACAAGACAGAUGCUUCCUCAAAGUCUACAAUAAAGACCCUGCGCAUGCAUUUAACCACACUCGUGGGGCGGUCAAUGGAGAUGUAAGGAUGCAACGAGAUAUUUCCUACUCGGUUCGGGAAGGCCCGGCGAUCCAUAGGCCUGGCUCUGCUACAUACCCCUCCCAUGCUGGCCCAGUGUCACCCCCUCCCACACCUGUUCCCCACUCCAUGCCAUCAUCUCCAUCAAGAAUCCCCUAUGGCGGUGGGAGGCCUGCAGUGGUACAGAGCAACACCAUGCAGAGGGAAAGAAUACCAAGCGUGCCGGCACCUAGAUCCAUAUCUCCUAGCCCCAGUGCUAUUUUGGAAAGGAGAGACGUAAAACCAGAUGAGGACAUGGGCAAUAAAAAUGUCCAGCUGCUAAGGAAUGACAGCAUUUACCAAGACCCUUAUUUAUACCAUGAAGGACGGAUGAGUAUGGCAUCAUCACAUGGUGGGCACCCUCUCGACGUCCCUGAUCAUAUUAUUGCAUACCACAGAGGGUCCUUGAGAUCUGCAAGCACUUAUUCUAAUUCUUCUAUGCAAAUGGAGAUGAUGGAACAAUCCAUGUACAGACAAAAAAGCCGUAAGCACGUAGAGAGUCACUUACCGACACUUGGUUCUAAAACUCCCCCAACCUCUCCUCACAGAGUGGCUGAUAUAAGGAUGAUGGAGAUGCAUGCCCAUAAUGCCCAUCUGCCUCCCCACGGCAUGCAGGCCGACAGAUCUUCUCCUCUCCGUCAGUCAUUUAAAAAGGAGCAAGGGCCUGGCAUGUUUGUAGAAGCUAAAGUGCGAAACACAGGUGGAAUAAUGGGCAUGGCGGACAUUGUCCCAUCUCCUACCGAUAAGCAAGUAUUUGGAGGGUAUGGAGUAGCUGUGCCACCAAAAGACCCCUAUACAAGAGAGAGGAUGCAUGCCAUGGAGAAACAGAUUGCCAGUUUAACUGGUCUUGUUCAGACUGCACUUUUGAAAGGGCCCAGCCCAAACAACUCUGCACCUAGCGACAGAGUCUUAAAAUCAGCCAACGGCAGCGCUUCAAGCUCAGAUCGGCCAGGAAAUCAAGGUGUUGCUGCUGCAAAGAAUUCAUUGGCCAUUUCAGAAACAAUAACUGUUAUCAACCAGCAGUCGUCUACCUGCUCGCAGGAAAUGCACGUCAGCCUACAGGACAUGAGGCGCAAUGUGGCCGAACUUCGUCUUCAGCUGCAUAAGAUGAGACAACUGCAGCUGCAGAACCAGGAGACGGUGAGGCUGAUGAUGAAGAAAGCGGAGAUGGAAAUCAGCAGCAAAGUGACUGAGAUGGUCAAGGGCCUGGAGGACCCGGUGCAGAGACAGCGCGUCUUGGUGGAACAAGAGCGCCAGAAGUACCUCGGUGACGAGGAACAAAUUGUUGCAAAGUUGUGUGACCUUGAAGACUUUGUGGAAUCCCUUAAAAAGGAUCAGAGCACAUCCCAGAGGUCGAUCACCCUAAAGGACGUUGAGGAUCGGGCCUUCAUGCUGCGCCAGAUAGGAGAGGCUGUUUCCAACCUGAAAGGAGAGUUUCCGUACCUCCAGAAUAAGAUGCGGGCCGUCUUGCGUGUGGAGGUGGAGGCCGUCAGAUUUCUGAAAGAGGAGCCCCACAAACUGGACAGCUUACUGAAAAGGAUCCGAAACAUGACAGAUGCCCUUUCUGCCUUAAGAAGACACGCCACUGACGGAUCCUCCAAAUCCAUUGACAACAAUCAGACCAGCCAGGUUCUAAUAACAGAAAGAGUAACUGAGACUGAUUCACUCCAGGUCCAUGAGGAAAAGUCCCAAGUGUACCUUCAGCCAACACAAACUGAUGGAGGAGCAGCAGUGGAAUCGCCGACCACAUCUGUUAAAUCGGAAGUGGUUCCCCUGUCGGCCGGCCUCAGAGUCCAUCAAGUUCAAAGUUCUCCGGUUCUCAUGCAGCAGUCCCAGCACUCGUCUGCACUCGUGAACCACACUCCUGCCCCCAGUACCCAGAGCAGUCACAGCACAGAAUUACUAGUGAGCCAUCAAACUGCCAGCGUGCCACCCAGCGUCACCCCAGAAAGUGCAAGGAGGAACCCACCGACGGCCGCACAGGAAGGAUCUUCCAAGCAAAGUCUUUUUAUUGAGGAAAUGAGUCAAGUGACUUACAGGAACCGAGCGGUGUCCAUUGAGGAGGCAGAGAGAAAAUUUGAAGAGAAGAGACAGAAUCUUGAUCAUUAUAACGGAAAGGAAUUUGAGAAAAUGCUGGAAGAAGCACAAGCCAGUAUCAUGAAGGCCAUUCCCAGCUUAGAGGUGCCAGCCCAGUCCCAGAAAGUGGAGAUUGUGGACAAAAAAGAGGUCACGGAGGUAAAAACCAUAAUGGAGCAGGAUAACGAUAAAGUAACAAAGUCUCCCCCUCCACCACCACCUCGUCGUAUGUACCCACCAGGAUCUGGACUGAACAGUGUAUGGACAGCAGAAUCAACGUUCUUGGUCAGGAAGGACAGCAGCAAGGAUUCGGAGGAAGCCCUUCCUAAGGUGCCAUCAAAGGCAGAAACUGAAGAGCCUCAUCUUCAGUCGGUGGAGGCUACAGUCAAGUCUUCUGCCGUAAAGGAUGAGGAUGAAGAAGAGGAAGGAGCAAGGAUUAUGGCUGAACUUCAGGCCUUCCAGAAGUGUUCUUUUGUGGAUGUAAAUCCUAAAAGCCCAAAUGAGCUUUCUAAAGCAGAUAGCCAAGAUUACAGAGCUACAGCUGUAACCCAAGCUAAAGAGAAGAAGGUUUCAAAAGAGGGUUUAAAUGCUGAAAAGCCAGAAGAAAAGUGGAAAAUACAAAAUCCAGCAUCUGAAUCUGCAAAAAUUAGGCAGGGAGAUACUGUAAUUGUGAAUGAGACCUUCAGUCUGUUUACAGGAAGGGAGAAAUAUGGUGAGUGCCAAACUGAUAAAGAGAUCUUACCUGCCCAGGAAUGUGAGAAAGGAGAUGGGUCCCCACUUGUGAGCCCAGCAAUCCUUGAGAAGAGACUCAUCAGUUUUAGCACAUCAAAAGAAACAGAGAGUGGGAUCCCUCAACCCAAAAGAGAAGUGUUAAAUGUCAAAGUUGGGGAAAUUUUGCAUGUAGAAAAGAAGGAAGAGGUGCUAGAAAGUCACAUGACAGCUUUAAAGUCAUUAAAUGAGCAUGAAAUGCCUUAUAUGGACAUGGGCCAAACUGUUGUAUUGAGACCUAAGUCAUCGAGAAGAAGUCUUAGUCAACAACAGUCUGAUGACUCCAAUUCUCCAACUACGUCACCGACUGAAACAACAUCUCCAGCAGAUAAUAUUGCGUUCAUGAUAACUAAAACUAAAGUCCAGGUGCUUUCAACUGGGGAGGUUCAGGACAUUGUCAGCCGUAAAGGAGAAGAUGUACAAACCUUCAACAUUGAUAGAGGGAAUAACGAGAAAAUACUCUCUGGGAAUUUAGAAAACAUUGGAUCUGAAGACCCAGUGGUCUGCACUGACAAGAAACCAGUCAUCAUCAUAUUUGAUGAACCAAUGGAUAUUAAAUCAGCAUAUAAGAGGCUUUCAACAAUAUUUGAAGAAGGUGAUGACGAUCUAGAAAAACACAUGUCAGAGGCUAAAAUAGACGAAGAAGAUGAAGAAGAGGAAGCAGAAGUUCCUUCACCCCAAGAAUCGAAAAAGGAGUUACCAAUGGAACAUACCACAAAAGCAUCCUCGGAGAAUCCAGGUUUGGAAAACAAGUACAGAUUCAACUAUCCAACUUUAGCCGAAAUGAAAAAGACCAUCUUCGAAGACGCCAAUGCCAUACAGACCCAUUUCACAGAGGAAGACAGGUCUGAAGCUUCCGAUGAUCAGCUUGGUCAAAGGCAGGAUGUCAAGAAAAAAUUCAAGUUUAAAUUUCCCAAAAAACAGCUCGCUGCGCUGACUCAAGCAAUCCGGACAGGGACAAAAACUGGUAAGAAAACAUUACAGGUUGUGGUCUACGAAGAGGAAGAAGAAGCAGAUGGGACUAUAAAACAACACAAAGAAGCAAAGAGAUUUGAAAUUGCAAGAUCAAGUAGCAAAGAGGACAAUGCCAAAUACGGCGCAGAAGCAGUGGGACUUGAGACGGACAUUCAGGCGUCACGGACAGAUGAGAUUAAAAGAACCACCUACAAGAUUCUAGACAGUCUUGAGCAAACCAUAAAGCAGCAGGAAAACCUGAUGAGCGAAAUGGCACCCAUAAUAGGGGCAGAGGCUUUAGAAUCUAGAGAGAAAUGUAAAGUCUCCAGUGACAUCAAGACUGGUGCAGCGGAACCAGUGGAAGAACCAAAACCUGUUGUAGAGACUCCUUCCUCCAUCCCUACUGCAGCACGGUUCCAGUGGAGGAGCACAAACCAGCAGAAUGCCAAUCCCAAUGUCUUCUAAAAGUAGGCAAGCAAACGUGGACAAAAGUAGCAAACAGCCCAAACUGCAGGAGCCGCAGCGCCAAUACAGACAGGUAGUUUUACCAUAGGCCAUCCCUUGGGAAGGACUUAUGCUUCUAAACUUCAAGCCACGUAACAGACUAAACAUAUCCGAAACAAGGAUUGUUUGCUUUCUCGAUUCUUUAGCUAAAACACCUGGAUCUGGUGGCAUGAAAACAAAAACCCUCUCUCACUUUUACCAUACUUAUGCAUGCCCGCAGUAAAACAUCUAUUGCUUUGUUCAACCUCGAGACAUUCGGCUACAAUGAACGAACAGGACAUAACUUUGUAUGGUAACGCAGCACUUGAAAGGGGUAACUGAUGCGUGCCUGGGGGUUAAGCUCUUCAGUACUAACCUGGGUAUGUUCAGUGCACUGCACUAAUGGCUUAUUGUCUCACCUUCAUUCUCUACUAUUAAUCCAUACGCAUGACCAGUGUAGGAAAGGAGUCACACGUUGGUUGACAAUGACUAGCCUUUGCUUCCUGGUACCUGACUUAACCCUGUUAGCUAAACUCUCACUUUGCUCUUAAAGAUUCCUCUGAGGGGACAAAAAGGUGUAUCUGUACAUGGGACUUUUCUCCAUUGCCUUUACUGGUGUAUUUCAUGAAGUGUUUUGACAAACCUGUAUCCUGCCAUCUUUAUUUGCAGGCUAACGGAGGUACUAAGAAAGCUGGUGGGGAUGUUAAGGCUUCUGCCCCUUCUUUAUCUGUUUCUAAGAUUCCAGGCCUUUCCUCUAACACUGGGAAAAGUGGCUCUGUGCCUGCUCAGUCUAGCGAGACCUCUAACCCCCCUAAUCCCUCUGUCAAGUCACAUGUUGCCAAUUCUAACCCCCAAGCUAGCCGCACCGCUAACCCUUCAGCCCUUGUACGUCCUGCUCACAAUGGCUCAUCCAAACUUCAGCCCCCGCCUACAUAUAAAGGUCACCAUCUUUCAUUCUCACCGCAGGCCUCAAAUGGCAGACCAGCUCUUCCCUCUACUACUGCUUCUAGUUCUUCUCCCCCUUCUUCUGUCUCUCCCACUUCACUGACUCAAGGUGUGAAGAGCAUCCGCACAAUCCAUACACCUAGCUUCACCAGCUACAAGUCACAGAACGGAAGUGCAAGCAAAGGCCUGAAUGCCAAGGAGACCUCUUAGGCCCACCAUGUCUGUUACUAGGUCUGCCGCCGCGUGCCAACAACUCCACCUUCUGCAGCUCAAAUGCACCAGUCACCGACUAACAGCCAAACCUGCCGCCAUUGUAAUUCAACCACCUCCUAUCUGUGUGCAGAGUCAUGGAGAUAGACAACUAAUACACGUGUGUGUGUGUAAAUAUUCAUGUAUGUGUGCAUGUGUGAUGAACAGGCGAGAGAAACGAGAUUGCGAGGACAGAGAUUAUUUUAUAUUAAAUAUUUUUUAACUAUGAAGUCUGCAACAACAACAAAACAAACGCUAGCGUGAAAUUUUAUCUGCAAAAAAAAGGCUAUUUUCUUUUACUUUAAUGCUGGCUACAAUUAAAGAUUUCUAUUUUUAUCAACUGUA
Xenopus tropicalis (tropical clawed frog) is the source of this 7229-nucleotide messenger RNA. Its product is annotated as KIAA1217. The transcript is spliced from 20 exons. The record is from RefSeq and is a predicted model, not a curated record. Lineage: Eukaryota; Metazoa; Chordata; Amphibia; Anura; Pipidae. The coding region runs from base 318 to 5672 and encodes 1784 amino acids.